AUGGCGACGCAGGUUUUCAAAAAUGCUGUAGAGAACCUCUUAGGAGGUCACCGGCGGAGGUCACCGGCGGAGGUCACCGGCGGAGGUCACCGGCGGAGGUCACCGGCGGAGGUCACCGGCGGAGGUCACCGGCGGAGGUCACCGGCGGAGGUCACCGGCGGAGGUCACCGGCGGAGGUCACCGGCGGAGGUCACCGGCGGAGGUCACCGGCGGAGGUCACCGGCGGAGGUCACCGGCGGAGGUCACCGGCGGAGGUCACCGGCGGAGGUCACCGGCGGAGGUCACCGGCGGAGGUCACCGGCGGAGGUCACCGGCGGAGGUCACCGGCGGAGGUCACCGGCGGAGGUCACCGGCGGAGGUCACCGGCGGAGGUCACCGGCGGAGGUCACCGGCGGAGGUCACCGGCGGAGGUCACCGGCGGAGGUCACCGGCGGAGGUCACCGGCGGAGGUCACCGGCGGAGGUCACCGGCGGAGGUCACCGGCGGAGGUCACCGGCGGAGGUCACCGGCGGAGGUCACCGGCGGAGGUCACCGGCUGAGGUCACCUGGAGGAGGUCAUCCGGCAGAGGUCACCCGGCGGAGGUCACCCGGCGGAGGUCACCCAGGCGGAACUCCAACCACGUCCCCUUGGCUGCAGGCUCACCAAUGGCUCCUGCGCCUGACGUUCUCAUGACGAUGUGUCAAUUUUCUCGCCACGAAAUCGGGUUUGGUGCAGCAGUUGCACACCGCCACGGAGACUCGAACCUGCGAACGCGGUAUGACGGCAAUUGA
Molecule: messenger RNA, 771 nt
Organism: Penaeus indicus
Lineage: Eukaryota; Metazoa; Arthropoda; Malacostraca; Decapoda; Penaeidae
Exons: 3
Coding region: 1-771 (256 amino acids)
Source: RefSeq, a predicted model, not a curated record